AGUUCAAACAGGUGGACGUGCUGGAAGCAAAUGAAGAAUUGGCUUUAGAAAAGAGAACAGCUUCCUGCAUGAGGAUUGGACUCACUAUGUCUGGCCAUCUGGGCAUCAUCAUUCUGGCUCUUGCAGUGGGGGCUCAGGACCUGCCCUCAGGCCCACAGGGCUGCACUGAGGGUAGUUGUUACCCGGCAACAGGCAAUCUCCUCAUUGGCCGAGCCAUCAACCUGACUGCCACUUCUACCUGCGGCCUGCAGGGUCCUGAACACUACUGCAUCGUCAGUCAUCUGCAGGAGUCGGACAAGUGUUUUGUAUGUGACUCACAAAGGCAGUACCAUCACUGGCACAGGCACAGCCAUCGAGUGGAGAAUGUGAUCUACCUGAAGGACAGCUACGGGGAAUUCACCUGGUGGCAGUCUGUAAAUGGUGAGGAGAGUGUGAGUCUCAGGUUGAAUCUUGAGGCGGAAUUCCACUUUACUCAUCUCAUUAUGAAGUUUAAGACCUUCCGGCCUGCUGCCAUGCUGAUAGAGCGCUCGGCGGAUUUCGGCCGUUCCUGGAAGCCCUACCGCUACUUCUCUUACAACUGCACAAAGAUGUUCCCAGGUGUGCCAGCCCACGCCCUGAGACGCAUCGAUGAUGUCAUCUGUGAGGAGCGCUACUCUGACAUUGAGCCGUCCACACUGGGGGAGGUAAUUUAUAAAGUGCUUGAUCCUUCCAUUGAUGUGAAAGACCCCUAUAGUCUUCAUAUUCAAGAGCUGCUCCGGAUCACCAACCUGCGGAUUAACUUCACCAAGCUGCACACGCUGGGGGACAACCUGCUGGACCGGCGCACGGACGUGCUGCAGAAGUACUACUACGCGCUGUACGAGCUGGUGGUGCGCGGCAGCUGCUUCUGCUACGGCCACGCGUCCGAGUGCGCCCCCGUGCCCGGCAUCACCACCAGGGAGGCCGGCAUGAUCCAUGGCCGCUGUGUGUGCAAGCACAACACCGAGGGGCUGAACUGUGAGCGCUGCAGAGACUUCCACAAUGACCUGCCCUGGAGGCCGGCUGAGUCACUCGACCCUCAUGCCUGCCGGGAAUGCAACUGCAACGGUCACUCUGGCCAGUGCCACUUCGACAUGGCAGUGUACCUGGCCACAGGGAAUGUGAGUGGAGGGGUGUGUGAUGACUGUCUCCACAACACUAUGGGCCGCAACUGUGAGAUGUGCAAGCCCUUCUACUACCAGGACCCAGCCAGGGACAUCCGGGACCCUGCUGCCUGUGUCCCAUGCGACUGUGACCCGGUGGGGUCUCUGGAGCGGGGAGUGUGUGACAGCCACACCGACCCGGACAUGCGCAUGAUCGCCGGGCAGUGCCGCUGUAAGCAGAACGUGAGGGGUACCCGCUGUGACUACUGCAAAGAGGGCUACUUCGGACUCAGCCAAAACGACCCCCUGGGCUGCCAAGCCUGCAACUGUGAUCCUCGUGGGAUUAUAAUGAUGGGAUCGCCAUGCGAUCAGAUCAGCGGAGACUGCUCCUGCAAGAGAUAUGUUACGGGCAGAUACUGCAACCAGUGCCUGCCAGAGUACUGGGGGCUUAGUAAUGACAUCUCCGGCUGCCGCCCUUGUGACUGUGACUUUGGGGGAGCCUACAGCAGCAGGUGCAGGAUGGACAAUGGACAGUGUGACUGUCGGCCCCACCUCUUUGGGCCGCAGUGUGCGGAUGUCCAGCCGGGGUACUUCUGUGCCCCUCUGGACUUCUACACCUACGAGGCAGAGGCUGCUGAAGGCCGCUCCCCUGAUGACCCCAUUCUGCCGGGACGAGCGAGACCCCAGGCAGAGACUGACUGUGUUCAGCACCUCAACAACCAGCUGCGAAGGCACAAGCGCCACCGCCGCAUCGCUGCUGCUCAACAGCAGAGGGCAGCACUGAGGCGUAUCCGUCAGCUGCAGCAGACACCAGAUGUGAAGAGAGUGAACAGGGAACAGUCUCCUGGUCAGAUGGUCACAUGGACUGGGCCAGGGUUUGCCCGGGUCAAGGAUGGAGCGGGACUCGUCUUCACCCUCAACAACAUCCCCCACGCCAUGGAGUAUGACAUCAUGAUUCGAUAUGAGCCGGAGUCCACAGAGGACUGGGAGGCCAUCGUCAGCAUCACCUCGCAGGACCUGCCCACCAGCUCUCGCUGUGGGAACGUGCUGCCAACUGAACAGAUGUACACCGUCAUUCUGUCCCACCACCGAAGGUACAUUCAGAUGCCCCGGCCGUUCUGCUUUGAGCCCAGGAACCAGUACACCAUAGCCAUCCGCUUCCAGCGCCAUGGCGUCUCCCACAGACACCUGACUGCCUUCAUCCUGGUGGACUCCUUGGUGCUGAUCCCCAAGUACACAGAGUUGCCCGGUUUCCAGGGUAACGAACCCGUGGCGGAACACCGGCGGGAGGAGAUGCUGCGGUACAUGUGCCUGGACUCCUUCCUGACCACGCCCAUGCCCUCUCUGGCUGAGAUGUGCACCAAGCUCAUCUGCAGCAUCUCUGCCAUCCUCCAUGAUGGAGCCCUGUCCUGUCUCUGUGACCCCCAGGGGUCACUUAGUGCUGAAUGUAACAGGGUCGGGGGUCAGUGCCAGUGUAAGCCCAAUGUGAUUGGUCGGCGCUGUGACCAGUGCGCUCCUGGGACGUAUGGCUUCGGACCAUACGGCUGCACUGCCUGCGAGUGCCACUCCCAUGGGUCCCACAGCCACCAGUGUGACCCUGUGACCGGCCAGUGUCCGUGUCGUCAGGGGGCCUCCGGGCGCCAGUGCGCGGACUGCCAGGUGGGCCAGUGGGGCUUCCCCGACUGCCAGCCCUGCCAGUGUAACGGCCACGCGGAGCUGUGUGACCCUCAGACCGGCACCUGCCAGGACUGCAGGGACUACACCACUGGGCAAGCCUGCGACAGAUGUGUGGACGGUUUCUAUGGAAACCCCGUGCUGGGGUCGGGGGAGCACUGCCGCCCGUGUCCCUGCCCAGGGCAUCCUGGGAGCGGGCACUCAAACGGGGACACCUGCUACGCCGACCACAACACCAACCAGAUCCUCUGCCGCUGUAGGCAGGGAUAUGCUGGCUCUCGCUGUGACCGCUGUGCCCCCGGGUAUUUCGGGAACCCUGAGAGGCCGGGCGGGGAGUGCCGGAUGUGCGAGUGCAACGGCAACAUCGACCCCCAGGACCCUGGAUCAUGUGACCCUCGCACAGGCCAGUGCUUGAAGUGUCUGUACAACACUGACGGCCCCUCCUGCUCCCAAUGCGUACUGGGUCACUACGGCAACGCUCUAUCGCAGGACUGCAGACGGUGUACGUGUGUGACGGCGGGCACCCUCCAGCCUUACUGCGACGGGGAGGUUUGCCGCUGCGACUCUCGCACUGGGGCCUGCCCGUGCCGGGCCAACGUGGUGGGGCACAACUGUGACCAGUGUGCGGACUACCACUGGAACUUUGGAACGGAGCACGGCUGUGAGCCGUGUGGCUGCCAUACCCAGCAUUCCAACGGACCCCACUGCAACAUGUUCAGUGGGCAGUGCCAGUGCAAGCCGGGGUUCGGAGGGAGGGUGUGUUCUGAGUGUGAACAGCUCCACUGGGGAAACCCACAGAUCCAGUGCCAUGAAUGCAACUGCCAUCGGCUGGGCUCGGAGACGCUGCAGUGCCACCAUGUGACGGGGGCAUGCGUGUGCAGGGAGGGGGCGUCUGGGAGGCACUGCGAUGAGUGCUCCCGUGGUUUCACCGGCACCUUCCCCAAGUGCGUGCCCUGCCACCCCUGCUUCAGCCAGUGGGACGACAUUGCACGCCAGCUGCAGAGCGAGCUGGACCGCAUCAACCGGUCUGUCCAGGCCAUCCUGCAGAGUGGGGUUGUCCCCGGCACCAGCGAUAAGAGAAUCAGGGCUCUCGAGGAAAAGCUGGCCCUUAUUAAGGACCUGAUCCAAAAUGGCGACAAAGAGAAUAUCUUGCAAUUGCUCAACCAGGCCAUUGACGACCUGAGGGCGGAGAUUGCGCUGACGGAUGGGCGGCUGAUGGGGAUCACUCAGGAGCUGAACGACACAGCGCUGAAGGAUGCGGGACUGCAGCAGAACAUGACCCACACCGAGCAGCAGCUCAGGGACCUGAACGCAACACUGGCCCAGCUCCGCAGACAGCUGGAGAACUUCCUUAGCGCCGGCUUCGAAGAGCAGCUUGACAAUGUCCGUAAGUACUACCAGGAGUCCCAGGAUGCGGAGCGGAAGUGCAACGCCUCUGUGUCGGGUCCCAGCAGCCCGGUUGGGCAGUCGCAGAAGACUCGGAAGCAAGCCGAGGACCUGCUCAAGAGCAAACGGGACAGGUUCCUGCGCACCAUGGCGGCUCAGAAGAAGUCACUGGCAGAGCUGGACAAUAAAGCCAAUGAGCUGGGCAGGAAGGUCGACCAUGUGAGCGACAAGGUGUGUGGCGGCCAUGCAAAUGCAAGCACCAAUGGCAGCUGCCCAAACAGCCUCUGCGGGGGUGCUGGUUGCCGUGACGGCAGUGGGAUGAGGCAGUGUGGUGGGGAGGGGUGCGAUGGAGCCCUGAGUGCCUCUGCUGGGGCUCUGAAACUGGCCAGGGAGGCUGCUGGCAACAUCACCACCGCCAGUGAGGAGCUGCAGAGGGUCUCAAAGAAGCUCCAAGACAUUGAGAUGCUGACUCAGGAUGUAAAGACACAGGCCAUGGGCACACUGGAGAAGGCACAGAAGAAGAAGGAUAUCUUUGAAAAGUCCAACAAUCAGCUCAAGGAUUUCAUCAAGAAGAUCAAAGACUUCUUGACAGAGGAGGGUGCGGACCCAGAGAGCAUUGAGAAGGUGGCCCAGCAGGUGCUGGACAUCUCCCUGCCAGUCAACAACAGUGUUUUGGCCCACUUGGUGCAGCAGAUCCGGGAAAGCAUAGCAAACCUCACCAAUGUGGAUAGUAUCUUCAACACCACCUCCCUGCAGCUCCGAAAAGCCAAGGAACUGCUUAACAAUGCCAAGGAUGCCCAGAAACGGGCUGAAGGGGUGAAGGACAUUGCCAACCAAACAAGGCUGGCUCUCAACACCGCACAGAAAGCCAUCACCAUGGCAGAGAAGGCCUUGAAAGAUGCCAACAAGAGCAUCAACAACACCCGCGAUGCCACAUCUUUGGUAAAGGACAAACUUGGGGAUAUAGAGAACAAGCAAAUGGAUGCCAUGAUGCGGCUUGCCAACCUUUCAAAGGGGAUAGAGUUACUGAGGAAUAAGACAGAGCAGAACAGAGAGAUGGCGCAGGAUGCCAAGGACAAAUCUGAUAAUGCCACCAAGGCUGCCAUUGGAUUGGACAAGGAGCUGGAAGAUGCAGAGGGGAAAUACAAGGAGCUCCAGAGUAAGGUGGAUGCCCUGGGAGGGGAUGUGCAGGGUCUGGGCGAAGUGGACAAGAGGGCAAGAGAAAUCAAGAAGCAGGCGGAGGAGCUCCUGAUGAAGGCUACCAAGGGGAUGGAGAAGUUACACAAACUAGAGAAGAAGUUUAAGCAGAACGAGAGGACAAUGAAUAAUCAGAGGCUGGAGCUGGCCGAGCUGGAGCAGAAUGUCACCAGCGUGCGAGACGUCCUCCGUGAGAGUGCCAAGAGAUACAGCACCUGCCAGUAAAGCAGCCCCUCCUCUCCUGAGCCUCUCACACGACAGCUGGAGAGUAAGCAUCUCUAGUACCCUGACCCCACCCAAAAGGACCUUCUGUUUACCUGGGCCCAAAACAGCACCGCUCCUCUAUUCACCUGGUCAUUUUUAGCAUUACAUCCGUAUCAUUUUAUGUGGUAUUUAUUAAAGUUACCAUGACUGUAAAUGGACAAUUUGAAAAACUUUUUAAACCCAUCAAUAUGUUAUUGAUAUAUUCCCAUAUUCCCUUCCGCAGAAGAUUCUAAAGCACUUCCCAAUAUUGGAGAGAUAAGUGAAUACUGUACAACAUGAGGAUUUGCCAUUUCUCUCUGUUUGUCUGCCUUACUGACAUUAUUUCCAAACAAUGGGAACACAGUCUUCAACAUUUCUGAAAAAAACACAGGAGCUUAAGCACCUAAGAUGAAAUCCUAUCUAUUAAUAGGUUUCAUGAAGAGCACUGCAGAUUUACUCAAGAGACUGGGCUAUGGAAAUGAGGAUUUUGGAGAAUGACUAAUUAUUGUAUUUUCAUAAACCAAAAAAGAAAAUAAUUAUUUCUACACUAUAUAUAUAUAUAUACAAUCAGUGAUCACUUUAUUAGGUAGACCUGUACACCAAUUUGUUAAUGCAAAUAUUUAAUCAACCAAUCAUGUGGCAGCAAAUGCAUAAAAGCAUGCAGCAUGCAGUUAUUAGACUUAUCUUGUAGACUUAUUAAGUCUUCUGCUGCUGUCGCCUAUCCGCUUAGAGGUUUGAUGAGCUGUGUGUUCAGAGACGCUCUUCUGCAUACCACUGUAAUGUGUGGUUAUUUGCAUUACUGUCACCUUCCUGUCAGCUUUGACCCGUCUGGCCCUUCUCCUCUGACCUCUCUCAUUAACAAUGCAUUUCUGCCAGCAGAACUUCUGUCAAAUUGAUAUGGUUAGAAGCCAGCAUAGUACCAACACAAGAGCAAGCUGUAUGUCAUGCAGUCUUCCUUGUGUUAAAGGUAAAAUAGCAAGAAGCUCAUUUUUCUAUACUGGGAUCUUCUUAUGGAACAACCUGCCCCUGCAUAUGAAACAAAGCCAAACAACAGCUAUUUUUAAAACAAGGGUCAUGGCGGCUUUGUGUGGAGUGUUGAUGGUUCACUUUUAAGAGAGGGAGUUUGUACGAUGAGCGUGGGUUUCAGUUGGGGACUAGUAGGUUUAACUUGUCAUUUGUUUCUUUCCAUCAAUUUGUUCAUUUCCAUGUAUUGUAUUUGUUUGUUUCCAUCAAGGAUCACUUUGGAAAUAAGUGUUUUCAGUAAUGCUUUUAAGUGCUAUCCUCUGGGAUUGUGUGUCAUGAUACUUCUUUGAGUUGUUGUGCUUUUUAAUUGCUAAUAAAAAUCUAAUCUGAUCUAAUAUAGUCUAAUCUAAUCUAAUCUAAUCUGCUCACUGGAUUUUUUUAGUUUUACGCACCAUUCUCUGAAAACUCUAGAGACAUGAAAAUCCCAGGAGAUCAGCAGUUUCUGAGAUAGUCGAUCCACCCUCUCUGGCACCAACAAUCAUUCCACGGUGAAAGUCACUUAGACUGUGUUUAUUCCCCAUUCUGUCAUUUGGUCUGAAAAACAGCUGAACCUCUUGACCACAUCUGCAUGCUUUUAUGCAUUUAGUUGCAGCCACAGGAUUGGCUGAUUCAAUAUUUGCAUUAACAAGCUGGUAUACAGGUCUGCCUAAUAAAAUGAUCACCAAGUGUAUAUAUGCACCUAUAAGCUAUUAAAUUGUUAUUGACAGACAACUAUGAAAAAUUAAAAAAUAAAUAUACAUUUGAUAUAACUUUUUAAAAAA
Messenger RNA from Conger conger (European conger), 7405 nucleotides. RefSeq names its product laminin, beta 2-like (gene lamb2l). The transcript has 35 exons. Bases 69 to 5603 code for a protein of 1844 amino acids. Gene Ontology annotation, biological process: basement membrane assembly; substrate adhesion-dependent cell spreading; cell migration. The record is from RefSeq and is a predicted model, not a curated record. Lineage: Eukaryota; Metazoa; Chordata; Actinopteri; Anguilliformes; Congridae. Gene Ontology annotation, cellular component: laminin trimer. Gene Ontology annotation, molecular function: extracellular matrix structural constituent.